Molecule: messenger RNA, 1173 nt
Organism: Chanos chanos (milkfish)
Lineage: Eukaryota; Metazoa; Chordata; Actinopteri; Gonorynchiformes; Chanidae
Gene: rxfp3.3b
Product: relaxin family peptide receptor 3.3b
Exons: 1
Coding region: 7-1173 (388 amino acids)
Biological process (GO): cell chemotaxis; G protein-coupled receptor signaling pathway; positive regulation of cytosolic calcium ion concentration
Cellular component (GO): external side of plasma membrane; membrane
Molecular function (GO): C-C chemokine receptor activity; C-C chemokine binding
Source: RefSeq, a predicted model, not a curated record
GACAGAAUGGCGGAGUCUUUUAACCUCAGCGGCAACAACUUCAGCAGCUCCGACAGUGACAGAUUUAGCAGCCUGGAGGACAUCGAUGUUUCGGCGGAUGCCACCCCUGCGCUUAGGAUAAUGAUAUCCAUAGUGUAUUCAGUAGUGUGUGCUGUGGGUUUAGUAGGGAACUUGCUGGUCUUUUUCUUGAUGAAGGUGAGACAUGCAAGAAAGAAGUCAACCAUCAACUUCUUCAUCUUAAACCUGGCCGUAACUGACUUCCAGUUUGUCCUGACACUGCCGUUCUGGGCAGUGGACACUGCAAUGGACUUCAGCUGGCCGUUCGGGCAUGCAAUGUGUAAGAUUAUUCUCUCAGUAACUGUUAUGAAUAUGUACGCAAGCGUCUUCUUUCUGACUGCUAUGAGCAUAACGCGCUACUGGUCUGUUGCCUCUGCUCUGAAGGACCGAACUAGGCAUAAAACCUGCUCAGUAAAGUGGGUGAGCGCUCUUCUCUGGGUUCUCGCAACAGUGGCAACGGCACCAACACCUAUAUUCUCAACAGUAAGGACGGUCGCCGGAGAAAAACUCUGCUUACUCAAGUUUCCAGAUGGUCACUAUUGGCAUGCUCUAUAUCAUUUACAGAAAAUCUUGGUUGCUUUUGUUUUCCCAAUGCUGAUUGUAUCGAUUUGUUAUUUGUUGCUUCUCCGAUUCAUUCGCUUGCGAAGCAUGAACAACAAUCUCCCAAAACGAAGGUCUAGAGUUGCUAAAUCAGUCACCAUUGUGGUACUUUCCUUCUUCAUUUGCUGGAUGCCAAAUCAAGCAAUCACAUUUUGGGGUGUCCUCGUGAAAUUUAAUUUGGUUCACUGGGAUAAAACAUUCUACAUGGUGCAUACAUAUGUUUUCCCAGUGACCAUUUGUCUUGCGCAUGCAAAUAGCUGUUUGAACCCAGUUUUAUACUGCCUUAUGAGAAGAGAAUUCAGGAAAAUGUUAAAGGAUUUGUUCUGGCGGAUAUCUUCACCUGCGAUGUCCAACACCUACCAGAUACGCCCGUUCUCUGCGACCACAAAAGCAGAGCACGAAGACAGCCAGGCUGUGAUGCCUCUGAAUGUAAUAGAAACCGAUACCUGUAGACUGUCUGUACUAAAUGGACAGUGCGAUGAUGUGCCCUCAUCAAACUGUUCACCGCUGAGAUAA